This is a messenger RNA of Linum tenue, 3153 nucleotides long. NCBI's taxonomy places the organism in Eukaryota, Viridiplantae, Streptophyta, Magnoliopsida, Malpighiales, Linaceae. The record is from the annotation of a GenBank genome assembly.
UUUUUUUUUUUUUUGGAAUGUCUAGAUUGUAGAAUUUGGAGCCCUAAUUCUGACGGAAAGAGCGUCUCCUUCGUUUCAAUUUCCCAAUUUUUACAAGUGGCGUUGCAGCUUGCAGCCCCAAAAGUCGCUGCCUGGAAGCAGCCGUCGGCGGAGUAAGGAGAUAAAGGAGGAUUUCUAGCGAUUCGCUGGGUUUUCGCUUAGAAAAGGGCACGGAGAUGGCGAAGCGCGAGAUAUCUAGCACUCUCAAGAACUUGAAGUUCAUGCAAAGGGGAGCCCCUAAAGAAGUGAAACCCGAGAAACAAGAAGAGGUUCAACCGAAUGGUAAUUUCGUCUCACCUGGAGGUAUUAGAAAGUGUGUGGUGAUAAUGGAAGGCGAUCCCCAUCCUGCUGCAGCUAUAGGCCGGAUGUCAUUCGGAAGUUUCAAUCCUUCUGUUGAUAAACUCAAUGAAGAGACAGCAAACCUUACUUCUCGAGAACCAGCAUCAUCAUCGGGUGGUCAUACAACAGCAAAUGCAUCUCUAAGUAGAGAAAAUGGGUUGUCACCAGAAGUUGCAGAAUGCUCUGACACGGCCAUGCCCGAUUCUCAUGGAAGUGGAGACCAGAAACGAAAACAGCCUGAUGCAGUUUCUGAAACAGAAAACUCCAUCAACACAGUGGCAGAAGCCGUUGAUGGUGGAGACCAGUCAAGAAGGAAGAAGAGCAAGAACGCUUCUUUCCGGCAGAAGGGCCAAAAGCUGGACUUCACCGUUCUGAGAGCAAAGACUGAAAAUAAGUGAAGAUGAAUCCUUGUUUGUGGCUGUAUCAUUAAUGUGUUAGAAAUUCUUUGUUUGUCAGUGUGGGAUCCUUGAAUGCCUUGGCCUCGAGCUUGUAUUAGCACACGUCAUCCCUUUGUUCUAUUGAUUCAAGAUAGUGAAACAGUUGCAGACGAUACUCAUCAAAUUCUUAUGCUUCCAUGUUUUUCAAGUGCUCUACUUCAUCUUAAGUAGUGUUACAUUCUGCUUUGCAGCAUCAUAGUUUGCUUGGAUUUCAUAAGAGAAUAUAACAAGGCAUCUUAUCCAUUUAUAACCAGAACAGAAAGGUCGAGCUACAAUUCAGACAGAAAGAUUCAUUCUCUACUACACGAAAGGGCAGAGAUGCCCAACAAAAAACAAGCUUAAUAUCAUAACUCUAGAAUCAUCAACCUAAUAAUAGUAAUCCUUAUCAACAGGCUUCCACACCGAAAGUGCAUACACAAUCCUACCCUUCCAACCCUGCAACAUCCAUCGACCAUCCUCAUCCACACCAAAAUCCUUAUCAUACUCGGAUUUCACCGUCCCUCUCACCCUCUUCAAAAUGGUCUCAUCCAGCGCCAGCUGCCUGAACCCAGCUCUCAAGUUCCUCGCCUGCCACUGCUUGUAAGUCUCAGGCCUCUCCAGCCUCUCCGCUCCCUCGCAAGCCACCACGUUCAUUAUAUCCCUUCCAUACAUCUCCCUCUCGAAGAGCAGCCUGUGCUCGUCUUCCCGCUGAAGUGUUGCAUCAAACAUGUCGAACAACGACGAGUAAUGGAACAGUGCCUCGCGAAACCUCGUGGUGAAGAAUGGAGCGUUGUAGCUUCCAUUCGCAAUGCCAUGGAUGAACACCUGCGGGUUCACCUUGUGUAUCAGUCCCAGCACCGCAUCUCUCGCGCUGUCCACAGCCACCGUGUCAUCCGCGAGAUUCCUCAUUCGAUACAAGCAGUUCACCACGGUCAUCUCGUCGGGGUCGAUCUCGAGAUCCUCGUACUUGAUCGUCUCCCAUUUCUGCGCUACGGCCUUGUACUCGAAGGGCACGUUGAACCUCUCGCAGUACCUUUGUAACCGUCGACCCGUCUCCUCCACCCUCUCCUUGGGGCGGAACCCUGGCUGGGGGAAGUCGAUCCCGGUGAUGCGCAACUUGGGAGGUCCAUCGGGGCGUUCUGAGAGGCGCUGGAUGAGGCACGGCCAUUGGAAGCCAUAGAGAAUGCCGAAAUCAAUGAUGUGGAGCCUGGUUGCCUUCUCGGCGAGGUUGUAGAUGGUUCGAUUGGCGAAGAAGUUGGACAUCCUCUUGAAAGGGCAAGAGUUGAGGAACAUCUGAUAAGCCUUCAAAAUUUCAGCCAUUGGCGUCUUGGCUUUCACAUCUACUGCAUAUUUGGGAGCUCCCGUGCCUCCUAGGCGAGCCUCCAAGGCAGCGGCGAAGUAAUGAGCCAUCCUCUGGUUCCCGUCCCCGUAAGGAGACGAAUGGAGGCGAAUCUGCUUCAAUAGGUCAUUAGUAGUUCUCUGGUCGCUGCUCGCAACCGCCUGAGCGCACUGAGUUAGCAGAGUCCACAAAUCCACCACUCCCCCUUUCUUAUUGUUCGCUUUCUUGGAUCGGCCUCCCUUCCCGUUGCUAGCGCUGGAUCCCUUCUUCUCCAACUGAUGGCUGCUGGGAUUAUUACUACAGUCCUCUUUUAACGAACAGAGCAAAAUCUCGUCUAGCAUCUUGAUGUUCUCCGGCUCUUCCUCGUGGGAAACUGCCGACUGCUUGUUGCUCCGCUCUUCUUCAAAGGAAUUCCCAUCGUCGCGGCCGUGGUUCUUCCUCCCUAGGUCUGGGUUCGGAACAAAGAUAGAAGGAGCUUCUGAAAUGGGAUUAUUCUUCUCCGUCCACCCAAUGGCAAAAGGGUUUAACUCGGCGCGGAAAUCUGGACCCAGAAACUCAUUAUUGUAACCAUUACCAGCAGGGAAGCCGAGAUCGGGAACCCAAUUGGAGCUAUCAACGGCAGGAAGACCUUGGGCGGAGUUGCAGCAGGAGGAAUCAGAAGAAGGUUGAGGGUAUUCUUGGCCGAGAACGUCGUAGAGGGAUUUCUCGGCAGCCUGGAGAGCCAAACAGUCCUGGUACAUACAGGUCUUACUAUCUAAAUCUUCCUCCAUGAGCAUGUCGCUGAUGUACUUAAAAACGGCGUUGUUGCUUGGGUAGUCCCCUUCUGAAGCAGACGGGGAGAGGGACGAUGAUGAAGAGGAAGAAGAAGAUGGGGAGUCAGAUGGGGGAUCUGGGAACCCAUGAUUGAGUUGUUGGUACCCAUCAAGCGGAUUGCAGCGGGAAGUCUGGGUGGCGCGCUGGAACUUGAAAGGGUUGACGGAGUUGGGGAUUUCUGGAAGCAGAGCAUCCAUGGGGGAUUGG